Ilex paraguariensis (yerba mate) is the source of this 546-nucleotide messenger RNA. The record is from the annotation of a GenBank genome assembly. NCBI's taxonomy places the organism in Eukaryota, Viridiplantae, Streptophyta, Magnoliopsida, Aquifoliales, Aquifoliaceae.
AUGGUGAGAAGCAAACUGAAGGGGAUGGAGAGAGGUAAGAAGGUUCUGCCAAAAGAAAAGAAGUGUGUUCUUAAAGGGUGCAUCAAGGAUAGCAAAGGACCUUGGUUAGUUCAUAGAACCAGCAAAAAUGGAGGUGUAGUUAGCAAGCUUCGUUAUCCUUCUGAUAGGGAGCGACAGAAAAAUAAGCAAAGGGAGCGUAAUCGACGAGCUGUAGCUCAAAAGAUCUUUGCGGGACUUCGGGCUCAUGGCAACUACCAGCUUCCCAAGCAUUCCGAUACUAAUGAUUUGUUAAAAGCUUUGUGUGAUGAAGCGGGGUGGCAUGUCGGAGAAGAUGGAACAGUUUCGAGGAAGCCUUCUGCUUUGCAAAUGCCAAAUCGGAUUAAUGUGGAUCUCCCAUGCCAAGUUUGUUUGGAUGAAGACUAUUGUAUGUGUAAUGAUGAUAUUGAUUCACAAAUUUUUGGUGAUCGUCAGCCAAGAAGUAUUUCACUGAUUGAGAAGCCUCGAGGGGAACAUAAUAUUAAUCUCACGUUGACUCUCUCAGUAUGA